GCAACCCCCAGUUUCCCUUUCUUCAAGCAAGCACGAUUUAAGUGCUGAAACAUUUCAGUCCCUCCGAUCUUCAGAAGCAAUUCAAUCAUGGUCGCAGUAAGUGUAAAAUGGCAAAAGGAGGUGUAUUCAAACGUUGAAAUUGACACUAGCCAGCCUCCAUAUGUUUUCAAGUGCCAGUUGUAUGAUCUCACAGGAGUCCCUCCCGAGAGGCAGAAGAUUAUGGUCAAAGGUGGUUUAUUGAAGGAUGAUGCUGAUUGGUCAACUGUUGGAGUAAAACAGGGUCAAAAACUGAUGAUGAUGGGAACUGCAGAUGAGAUUGUGAAGGCCCCUGAGAAGGGCCCUGUAUUUGUAGAAGAUCUUCCUGAAGAAGAGCAAGUUGUAGCUUUGGGUCAUAGUGCUGGCCUAAUUAACCUGGGAAAUACCUGCUACAUGAACUCUACGGUACAAUGCCUGCAUUCAGUUCCAGAGUUGAAAUCUGCUUUACUUAGGUAUCCACAUUCUGGAAGAAGCAACGAGUUAGAUCAGACUUCUCAUAUGUUGACAGCUGCAACACGUGAUUUGUUUGGUGAACUAGAUAAAAGUGUCAAACCUGUGGCACCUAUGCAGUUUUGGAUGGUGUUGCGCAAAAAGUAUCCUCAAUUUGGCCAAUUGCACAAUGGUGGCUUCAUGCAACAGGAUGCUGAAGAAUGUUGGACGCAACUGUUAUACACCCUUUCUCAGUCUCUUAGAUCUCCAGGUUCCAGUGAAAAUCCUGAUACUGUGAAGGCUCUCUUUGGUAUAGAAUUUGUAAGCAGGACACAUUGCCAAGAAAGUGGUGAAGAAAGCUCUGAGACUGAAUCAGUUUAUUCUCUUAAAUGCCACAUUUCACAAGAGGUGAACCACUUACAUGAAGGACUAAAGCAUGGUUUGAAAUCAGAAUUGGAGAAGGCUUCACCUGCUCUAGGCCGCAGUGCCAUUUACUUGAAAGAGUCACGUAUAAGUGGCUUGCCAAGGUACUUGACCAUCCAGUUUGUCCGUUUCUUCUGGAAGAGGGAAUCAAAUCAGAAGGCAAAGAUAUUACGGAAAGUGGAUUUUCCGCUUGAGCUGGAUGUUUAUGAUCUGUGUUCUGAUGAUCUUCGCAAAAACCUCGAAACUCCUCGCCAGAUUCUAAGAGAUGAGGAAGGUAAGAAGCUCGGUCUAAAAGCAAAUGAGAAGAGCUCUGGUUCUAAAGACAGUGAUGUCAAGAUGACUGAUGGAGAGGGAUCAUCAACUGCAAGUGGAGAAGCAUCCGCAACUACAUCCCAAGAAGGCAAUCCAUCUGCCAAGCAAACUCAUUUAACUGGAAUUUAUGAUUUGGUUGCCGUGCUAACCCACAAAGGUAGAAGUGCCGAUUCAGGGCAUUAUGUUGCUUGGGUGAAGCAAGAAAAUGGGAAAUGGAUUGAAUUCGAUGACGAUAACCCUACUCCCCAGCGGGAGGAAGACAUUACCAGACUGUCGGGGGGAGGCGAUUGGCACAUGGCGUACAUUUGCAUGUACAUGGCACGCACUAUUACCAUGUAAAAUCAGCUUCAAUGAGGGUGUCUCACUUGAUUUUUCAUUGCAAGAGGAUCCUGUUGGCAGAUUGAGAGUUGUGAUCUUACAUUAUUUACAGAACUGUAAUGUUAUCUUAAAAAGAUGUACUCGUGUUUAGAAACCUGGGUUCUAGGCUUGCAUUUGAGUCAAUAUUUCCGACGGAAAUGAUCACAUUUCUUCCUGAGAACUCGCAUGUAGUGGUUUGUAGUUGUGUGUGGAUCAAAUUUUUUUUUCAAAUUCUAGAAAUCUGA
Messenger RNA from Rubroshorea leprosula, 1802 nucleotides. The record is from the annotation of a GenBank genome assembly. Lineage: Eukaryota; Viridiplantae; Streptophyta; Magnoliopsida; Malvales; Dipterocarpaceae.